Messenger RNA from Nematostella vectensis (starlet sea anemone), 1761 nucleotides. RefSeq names its product neuronal calcium sensor 1. The transcript has 8 exons. Gene Ontology annotation, molecular function: calcium ion binding; calcium sensitive guanylate cyclase activator activity. NCBI's taxonomy places the organism in Eukaryota, Metazoa, Cnidaria, Anthozoa, Actiniaria, Edwardsiidae. The record is from RefSeq and is a predicted model, not a curated record. Bases 330 to 902 code for a protein of 190 amino acids.
UUAUCUCUCUCGAAAAUCACUUUGCUGGUUGAAAUGCGAGUUAGACGCUACCAUUACCGGCCAAUUUAGCUUUUGCCCGCACCAAUCUGAGGUUUUUCUUACGAGGGAGUAAAAUAUAGUUGAAGCUUUUUUCCUGGCUGGUUAAUUAAUGGCUUAAAGUUACUAUAGUAACGAAGGGACGGUCAUCUUUGCAUUCGAAAAUCAACGUGGAUGAGGCGUCGUGUUGUCACAUAAGUCAUACUGGUGAACCUGUGAGGGAAAUGUUAGCGAGCAAUGGGUCUGCCAAAUGAGUGAGCGCUACAGGCGCUAAAUAAUCAUAUCGCCUGGAGAUGGGCAAGAAAAAUAGCAAGUUACAACCAGAACUAGUCCAAGAGCUGGUUCACAAAACGUAUUUUACAGAGAAAGAAUUGCAUCAAUGGUAUAAGGGAUUCUUGAAGGACUGCCCUUCUGGCUGUCUAAACGAACAGGAAUUUCAGAAAAUUUAUAAACAGUUUUUCCCGUAUGGCGAUUCGACGAAAUUCGCUUCUUUCGUCUUUAAUGUCUUUGAUGAAAAUAAGGAUGGUCAUAUUGAGUUUCGUGAAUUUAUCUGCGCGCUGUCCGUGACGUCCAGAGGAAGUAUUGACGAAAAGCUACAAUGGGCGUUUAAGUUAUACGAUCUGGACGGCGAUGGCUGUAUCACUAAACAAGAAAUGCUUCACAUAGUGGAUUCUAUUUAUAAAAUGGUGGCAAGCCUUGUCAAGCUUCCUGACGAUGAGGAUACGCCGGAGAAGAGGGUGAAUCGCAUCUUUGCGCAGAUGGACACGAAUAAUGACGGCAAGCUGUCUAUGGAGGAGUUCCGGGAAGGAUCUAAAGCGGACCCAUCAAUCAUUCAAGCGCUUUCACUCUACGACGGGCUGGUCUGACUGCAGAAUUUAAGACAGCUACUGAGUAAUUUUAAGGGAUAUAAGAGGAUUAGAUGGAAAUGUUAUGAUUUUAUUUCCUUUAACCACGAUUUUCAAUAUUUCAAAAUCUCGUCAACAUUUUCCAAUUGCUAAGGCGCUUUUUGGCUUCUGCCUUUAAACCAGAGAAGUGUAAGGACUUCCCUGUUUAAACUAACGGAAUAAAAUCUGGUGCUCUUUGAUUGGUCAACGCCUUUCAGAGAAUGAGCUUGAUUGGGUAAACCAUUUAAGUGGUAGCCACUGAAUUCGCUUCAAGGAUUUUAAAUGACGGAAGCCAGAAGCGAUUAAGCUUUUGGAACUCGUCGAUUAGAGCUCGCAUGAUAUUGAAAACAGCUGUAAUAUUGCGAUUUAGGUGAUUUGUAUGUACUGCAUUUGGAAACAGCCGUAUUCUAGACUACCUAGACAGGGCAUGAGGACUCUUUCCGAACAGAGUGUUUCAAUCAAAUGGCUAGGUACUUAUUUUAAGAGCCCUGAAACGCACCAAAAAUAAGCAUGGGAUGAGCGUUUUAUUAUUCUAAGAUAAUGGACCGGUCAUUUGUGAUAUCUGACGGUAACUGGUUGUUUCCCUGUUUUUUUUUUUUUUUUUUUUUUUUUGCGGCCCAUUUCUUUUACUUGGAGUUGGUGGUGCUUUUUGUCGAUGCUUACUUGUUCGAUUUUAUUUCUGCCUUCGGCUUUCUGUGGCGAAUAAAUCUCGUUACCGACUUGCCAGAUAUCUAAUAGCCGUACCCUAUAUGGUUAAGUCUAUACCUUGUACAUAUUUUAGCAUAUGCAAAUUCUUGUUCGAUUCAUAGGGAGACUAAGAUUAAAGAGCUAUUGUCAGCCA